Tilletiaria anomala UBC 951 is the source of this 1252-nucleotide messenger RNA. RefSeq names its product SCO1 protein. The record is from RefSeq and is a predicted model, not a curated record. Bases 427 to 1170 code for a protein of 247 amino acids. Gene Ontology annotation, molecular function: copper ion binding; copper chaperone activity. Gene Ontology annotation, biological process: mitochondrial respiratory chain complex IV assembly; intracellular copper ion homeostasis. The transcript has 2 exons. Gene Ontology annotation, cellular component: mitochondrial inner membrane. NCBI's taxonomy places the organism in Eukaryota, Fungi, Basidiomycota, Exobasidiomycetes, Georgefischeriales, Tilletiariaceae.
AUCGCAUACGUGCUCCUGGAUUGUGUGCUGUUUACCAGAAAUUGCCGCAAAACUCGCAGUGUCGUCUCGGUCGUCAUAAUGAAUGGCCUUCGCGUAACCCGUAGCCUUUGCAACAUUGUGGGAAACCAAGCUUGGUCUUGCCCCUCAGCGCUUCCAAGUGAAUACGCAGCAACUGGCGGUAGGGCUGGUGGCAGCGCAAGCUUUCGCCCACGGCGCUGUCUGCACUCAUAUCGGAACAUAUAUGCCGCCUCCGGCCUUCAAUCUUCGGUCUCAAGAACGAUGGGCCUCUACAUAGGGACGUCUUGUCGUGGUUGUGCGCUAGCAGCAGCCGUUCCAGCAAUGUCUCAGGUUCCAAAGCGCUACGCAAGCUCGCUAUCUGGAAGCAGUGGCGGCGGCGGCUCAGAGCGAUUCAAAGACAAAGCAGCGAUGGGGCCAUUUUCCGUCCCCUCAGCCUUACUCUUCCUCUUGACAGGCGGCGGAUUGCUCUACUACUUCCAGUCCGAGAAAAAAAAAGUCGAAGCGCGCAGGCUUGCAGAGAAAGCAAGUGCCAAAGUGGGGAGGCCGCGAAUCGGUGGGCCGUUCGAGCUCGUGGCCGCCUCGAUCGACCCGAAGACUGGCACACCUAGCGGCGCCAAGGUCACACACGAAGAUCUGCAAGGCGCCUUCUCGCUCGUCUACUUUGGUUUUACGAACUGCCCGGAUAUAUGCCCGGAAGAACUCGACAAGAUGGGCACCGUUGUCGACGCUGUUUCAAAAGAGUUUGGACCUGUAGUGCAACCGGUCUUUGUCUCCUGCGACCCUGCUCGCGACACGCUCGCCGCGACGGCCAAGUACGUCGCCGAUUUCCAUCCUCUGCUUCUCGGCCUGACGGGUACGUACGAUGCUGUCAAGAACGCAUGCAAGGCGUACCGGGUCUACUUUUCCACUCCGCCCGGUGCAGACCCCAGUGGUGACUACCUCGUCGACCACUCGAUCUUUUUCUACCUUAUGGAUCCUGAGGGACGCUUCGUCGAGGCGUUCGGCCGGAGCGUGGGUCCAGAAGAGACGACGGAAAAGGUCAAAGCUUUCAUCAAGCAGUGGAAGGAUGCAGGGAAUGAUAUCAGAAAGGCUGAUGCCAAAGUGAAAAUCUUUACGGAUCCCGCGAGACGCGUGGAGGCAGAGGCCAGCUGAAAGUGGGCUUGAAUUCGUGGGGGCAUGAACAGUGCAUUUGUAAAGUAAUACCACACCACAAGCAUCACCCCAGAGAGUAGAA